AUGCCACCCGAAUUCAGUUCCUCCAUCUUCAACCGCACUAGCAUGCUCCCGCAAAUGGACCAUUCCGUUCACAUUGAACCUCCCACCUUCUCUUCCAAUGGCCCUGUCCUCACGACCGACUCCCAGAUGUCCACAUCGACGAGAGCUUGCAGAAAGUUUCCGUAUAAUUCAGCCCGAAGACGUCCCUCCGCCUAUGGCUUGCCACUCAGCUAUGACGAUCCUUUGGCUGCCCUGCCUUCAGCAUCUUCCUUUCCAACUAUAACUCAGCCCACACCCUCCUGCUCCGGUCAAACUAUUGCUUCUCAUCAUCUAUCUCCGGGACCUCCUCCUUCCUGUUACAGCCGACCUUGCCCAUCCUCUAUGAAGAUUCCAAAGCCUCCGGGAGAGGUUGGAAGGCCUGGGAGGGGUGGUUAUAAUCUUCGAAAGAUAUUGGGAUGGUCCAGACAAGAUUACGACAAUGUGAAGAAUUUCAUCAAAAUACUUGUUGCACGCCUGGAAAAUAACGUCCCGUUCACACAACUUUCCCUUGUCAAUAUCACUCAUAUCAGAAAUCAGGCAAGUACUUUAUACCUCCGAAUCUAA
Lentinula edodes (shiitake mushroom) is the source of this 582-nucleotide messenger RNA. RefSeq lists its product as uncharacterized. The record is from RefSeq and is a predicted model, not a curated record. NCBI's taxonomy places the organism in Eukaryota, Fungi, Basidiomycota, Agaricomycetes, Agaricales, Omphalotaceae. The transcript has 2 exons. The coding region runs from base 1 to 582 and encodes 193 amino acids.